CCACUACAAUGCAGACCUGGAGCUUCCCUAGCUUGCAUCCAUCCAUGUAACCUUUGAGCUGAAGCAAAUCUGGCUCAACCUGCACCACCCCCCACUCUUCGACGCUCGCCUCUCGUCCAAAUUGCCAAGCAGCAACAUGGCAAAGGAAAAGAGAAAGAAGCCGCCGACCGGGUCGGAAGGCAAGACGAUCGUCUUUCUGCACCCGGAUCUGGGCAUCGGCGGCGCCGAGCGCCUGGUCGUGGACGCUGCCGUUGGCCUGCAGAAGCGCGGCCACCGAGUCGUCAUCUUCACGAGCCACUGCGACCCGAGUCACUGCUUCGACGAAGCCCGCGACGGCACUCUCGACGUCCGCGUCCGCGGCAACACCAUCGUGCCGCCGUCGAUCCUGUCGCGCUUCUCCAUCCUCUGCGCCAUCCUCCGCCAGAUACACCUCAUCCUGCAGAUCGCCAUCUUCUCGAGCGAGCUCGCCGACCUCCAGCCCGACGGCUUCUUCGUCGACCAGCUCAGCGCCGGCCUGCCGCUGCUGGCCGGCCUCUCGCCCCAGCUCAACUCCCCGCCGCCGCACAUACUCUUCUACUGCCACUUUCCGGACCUGCUGCUCGCGCAGGGCCGGCAAAAGUGGUGGAAGCGCCUGUACCGCGUGCCGUUUGAUCGGCUGGAGGAGUGGAGCAUGGGCUUCGCGGACGCAAUCGCCGUCAACUCGGGCUUCACCAAGGGCGUCGUCUCGCGCACCUGGCCCGCCCUCGCUGCCAAGACCGACCUCCAGGUGGUCUAUCCUUGCGUCGAUGUGCGCGUGCCGGGAGAGCCGCCCAAGGAGGGUCAGAGUGCAGCAGAGGGCAACAAGGAAGAUGUGACCUCCGAACUGGACUGGAAGGAAUCCAGGAUACUGCUCAGCAUCAACCGAUUCGAGCGCAAAAAGAAUGUCGCAUUGGCAAUCAAAGCCUACGCGGGUCUACCCAAGGAGAAGCGGGCGGGCGUAAAACUCGUCAUUGCGGGCGGCUACGACAACCGCGUACCCGAAAAUGUCUCCUACCAUACGGAGCUCACAAACCUGGCCGACUCGCUUGAUCUCCGUCACGGAACCACCAAGACGGUCGUCACAGCACUGGGUCUGGCACGUGAUCCUUCAAUCGACGUACUCUUCCUGCAGUCCGUCCCGUCAGCGCUCAAAACAGCACUCCUACGAUCGGCAAAGCUGCUGCUCUACACGCCAGCAGAGGAGCAUUUCGGCAUUGUGCCUCUGGAGGCGAUGCUGGCAGGCCUGCCCGUCCUUGCCUGCGACAGCGGUGGUCCCACCGAGACAGUACUGGAGGGCGUCACGGGCUGGCUGCGCUCACCCGAGAAGCCCGAGGAGUGGACCAAGGUGGUAGAUAUGGUCUUGAACGAACUCUCCGAUGAGCAAAAGGAUGAUAUGCGUGCUGCGGGUCCCAAGAGGGUCAAGGAGAAUUUCGCCGAGGAGCAAAUGGCGGAGCGGCUUGACAGGAUCUUUGAUGACAUGGAGCAGAGCGCUUCCGUGAGGCAAUCAGGAAGCGUACUGCUCAUAUCUUUUGGUCUGGUCUCCUUGGCAGUGGUUGCAUUUGUCGUUUCGCUUCUUAUGAAGUCCAUCGUUGGGUGAGGAUUCUCCCAAAUUCAGAUAGUGGACACAUAUUUGCAUGACAAGGGAUACAAUUGGGCAGGGGACAAGUGGGAUUUCUCGAGCACUUUGAGUGUUUUGAUACCCUGCGUAAAAUCCCAAGAAAUACCAUAUCAUGACAUCUGCAUCAGUGACGACUUAAUAUGGUCUCGAUGCGUAAUGACGCCCAUCAGGGUACCCAAGGUAUUAGAAAUGAAUGCAGGAUAGAUGUGUACGGAUGGAUAGACUUCCAGGAGCCGAGUCAGCGUUGGACAGUAGUAUAAAGUGGAGGUCGGUCCUCUCGCCCAGGUAACGCUACUCAAGUCCAAUACAUGUCUAUCAUAAGCAAUUCCUACUAUUUAUGUUAUCUAACUUCGGCCUAACUUUGCCAAACCAGCUGGUCGACCGUCUUCAUCAAUCACGUGUACGUUACUUGGAGC
Molecule: messenger RNA, 2052 nt
Organism: Pyricularia oryzae 70-15
Lineage: Eukaryota; Fungi; Ascomycota; Sordariomycetes; Magnaporthales; Pyriculariaceae
Product: mannosyltransferase
Exons: 2
Coding region: 137-1615 (492 amino acids)
Molecular function (GO): alpha-1,3-mannosyltransferase activity; GDP-Man:Man(1)GlcNAc(2)-PP-Dol alpha-1,3-mannosyltransferase activity
Source: RefSeq, a predicted model, not a curated record